Messenger RNA from Lodderomyces pseudojiufengensis, 4023 nucleotides. RefSeq names its product Mhp1p (gene MHP1). Bases 1 to 4023 code for a protein of 1340 amino acids. The record is from RefSeq and is a predicted model, not a curated record. The transcript has a single exon. NCBI's taxonomy places the organism in Eukaryota, Fungi, Ascomycota, Pichiomycetes, Serinales, Debaryomycetaceae.
AUGACUAAUGAUCUUGAUAAUGAAACAUCAGAUCAGAAUAUGAUAAAUAAAACAGCUUCAAAUGAAUUAGAUAGACAAAAUUCAAAUUCAAGUUCAAUAAAAAGAAAAAACAGUGGGAGAAAUACUUUAAGUAAAACUUUAACAAAUAAUUUAAUAGAAAUUGAUAAAAUAAAAGAUAAAUUGGAACAAGAAACGGAUGUAUACACUAAAGGUGUAAAAGAUACUGAUGUUGAUUGGUUUAUGAGGGAUUCUUCUAUGGAUCCAGCUUUUAAAGCAUCAACUGCAAAUAAACCUGUUGAAAAUAAUGAUGAUACAAUCAAUAAUAAAUCAAAUCAGAUUCCAAAACCUAAUUCAUCAUUGGAUACUCCAUCAUCACCUUCUCAUUCAGUAAAUACCCAUUUAAGUACAACUAUUUCAAAUUCAAACGAAACAAUAUCAUCAAAAUCAAAACCUUCAAUUACUCCAAUACAAGAAGAAAAUAUAGCGUCAAAUCAAUCUCACGAUUUAAAUCAUCAUUCAACCAAUGAACCCAGUAGUAGUAGCAGCAACAAUAUUUUCCAAAAACCAAGAAGAAAAAGUAGUGGAGGAUUAUUUUCAAAAUUAAAAGGGAAAUUUUCAAAAGAACCUUCUUUUUCAACUAAUUCUGUACCAAUUUCAAAACAUGAAAUUAAUUUAUUUAAAAAUAAUUAUGAUAUGAAUCAUUAUCAUAAACCUGUAAAAGAUCCUUCAAAUUCUCCAUUGGAAAAAAAAACUAAUGAGCAAACUGAAGUAUCAUCAUAUUUUGAUAAUCAACAUCAUUUAGAAAGAACUGCAUCUACUCCAUCAAAUUCAAAAGCAGUUCCUGAUUCUAGAUUAGAAGAAUAUAUAAAAUUUUAUAAACAAAGAGAUUCUAGAAGACCAUCUGCAGUAUCUAGAAGAUCAUCAAUAACAUCUACUGGUUCAAAUCAAAGUGAGAAUCAACUACCUAGUGCUCUAGUGAAUGGUUAUGAUAAUACAAAUUAUCAAAAUCCUUCAUUAACCUCGUCAUCAAAUAUACCUCCUACAACACAAGCUCCUGAUUCAAAUGCAACAAGAUUAACAAAUUUCAUAAAAAGGAAAACCUCAAUUUCUUCGAAACAAGAAAUUCCAACCACCACCACCACAACAUCAACAUCAUCUAUAAAUUCAUCAACACUGCCGAAUCCACCAUCAACCAUAGAACAAGAUCCAUCAUUUAAAGGAUUAAAACCGUUGAAACGAGUUGCUUUUCAUUCAUCUACCUUUUUAAUUGAUCCACCACAACAAAUUCCUUCACGAACUCCGAGAAAAGGAAAUGUUGAAAUACUUAGUAAUGGUCAAGUUAGAAUUAAUCCUUUAACUGAAGAAGAUAAAAAAUCAAUUGAAUUAUCACAAAUGGGUAAAGGUGGAGGAAUAGUUGUUGGAGGAACAGGUGCAUUAGGUUAUAUAAAGAAAGAAGAUCAAAAUGACGAGGAACAAGAAGAAGAAAUAGUACAACCACCUAAUGAUGAUGAUGAUCAAAAUCAAAUUAAUUCUUCAGAUGAUCCUGAUGAACCUGCUGUAAAUGCACAUGCAAAAAGUAUAGCAAUUGAUAAACCAAUGGUUCAUCAUCAAUCAGCAGGAAAUUAUUAUUCAACACCAGUUAAAAAAAUGGCAUUAGAUACAAUGUAUUCACGUUGUUGUCAUUUAAGAGAAAUAUUACCAAUUCCAGCAAUUUUAAAACAAAUUCCACCUGGUUCAUUAGCUCCAUUACCUGUAUUACAAUUAAGAAAUCCAACACCAACAAUGAUUGAAAUUCAAACAUUUGCUGAUUUUUUAAGAAUUGCUCCUGUUAUUUGUGUAUCAUUAGAUGGUGUUAAUUUAUCAGUUGAACAAUUUAAAAUUUUAUUAUCUGCAAUGAGUGCAAAAACUCAAUUAGAAAAAUUAAGUUUAAGAAAUACACCAAUUAAUCAAGAAGGUUGGUCUUUAUUAUGUUGGUUUUUAUCAAGAAAUACUGUUUUAAAUAGAUUAGAUAUUUCUCAAUGUCAAAGUUUAACAGUUAAUGUUUUAAAAAAGAAGAAAAAGAAAAAUUCAACUACGGAAUCAUCAAAUAAAUUUGAAUCUAAUUUGGUUAGAAUGACUUGUAAUAAAGAUAAUAGAUCAGAUAUGGAUUGGUCAUUAUUUGUUGCAACAUUAGUUGCAAGAGGUGGUAUAGAAGAUUUAAUAUUAACUGGUUGUUGUAUAACAAAUGUUGAAAUAUUUGAAAGUUUAAUUGAAUUAGCAGUAGCUAAAAGAACUUCAAGAUUAGGAUUAGCUUUUAAUAAUUUAACUCCAAAACAUUUAAAUAUAUUGGUGAAUUAUUGGUUAUUUGAAGAUUUUGCAAGAGGUUUAGAUUUAGGAUAUAAUGAUUUUUCAAGUUCUCAAAUGUUAAAAAUAUUUAUUGAUUUUAUUAAAAGAAGUGAUUUUGAAACAAAAAUUCAAAAUUCAACAAUUACAUUUUUAAGUUUUAAUUCAACUAAUAUUGUAUUUAAUGAUUUGUUUAAAGAAAUUUUUGAAAAAAUUUUAUUAAAAUUACCAAAUUUAAAAUAUCUUGAUUUAUCUAAUAAUCAAAGAUUAUUUGGAACUUUUAAUCAUGAUUCAGAUACCGUGACAACUUCUCAACCAAAUAAUAUAUCAGAAGCUGAUUAUAAAAAUUCAAGUGAAUGUUCUAGAGUUCAAUAUUUUACAUCAAAAUUCCCAUUAUUUCCAAAAUUAGUAAGAUUACAUUUAGAAAAUGAAAAUUUUAAUUCAUUAUCAAUUUUACAAAUUGCAAAAGUUAUACCAUUUUGUAAACAUUUAGGAUAUUUUUCAUUAUUAGGAAAUCAUAUUGAUCCAACAGCUGCAAGUGCAUUAAUUAAUGCAACAAAAAAUUCAAAAUCUUUAAUUAAUCUUGAUUGUAAUUCAGAUAAUUUUCCUGAAUUUUUUAAAGAAAGAUUAGGAUUAUAUACAAUGAGAAAUAUGGAAAGAUUAUUAUAUACAAAUAAAGAUGAAAAUAAAAAUUCAAAUAAUGCUUCAUUAUCAAUUUUAUCAAAUGUUGAAUCUAAUUCAAAUUCAUUAACUGAACAAUUUCAAGAAAUUCUUUUAUUAAAAACUCAAAUGAAAUUAGAUUUAUCAUCCCCUAAAGUUAUAAAUUUUUUUAAAAGAGCUCAAUCUAUUAGAUCACAAUUAAAAGAAUCAAUUGAUGAAUUAAAUAAUUUACAAUUAAAAAAUUCAUUAGAUUUAGAUGGUAAAGAAAUGUUAAUUAGAUUUAUUUUUAUUGAUUCAAGUAUUGAAAAAGGUUUACAAUUAAUUGAUCCAAAUUAUAAUAAUGAAAAUUCAACCACAAAGGCCAACAUGUAUCUUAUGAAAGGAAGUGAAGGAGAUGCAAGAGAUAAAGCAAUUGAAGAAAGAUUUGAAGAUGAUCAAGAACAAGAACACGAUAAACAUUUAUUACAACCUUCAAAUUCAUCAAAUUCAAUACCACAAAGUAGAUCACCAUUAGUUUCAAAAUCAAAUUCAAGAACAAAUUUAGCAAAUUUAGAUAGACAAGAAGGUUCAGUAUUAAAAUUAUCAAAAUUAAAAGAUUAUCAUGAACCAAAUUCUAAAAUUAAUAAUAUGUCAGGAGAAGAAAUUAGAAAUAAAUUAAUGAGUAUUGAAUUAAGUGAUUUAGAUAAAAUUAUUGAUUACUUGGGGAAUCUUAGAGAUCAAGGAUUAUCUUUAGAGAAAGUUUUUCAUCAAAAUGAUGAUGAUAACAUCAAAUCAGAAAGUAAUGAUAAAAAUUCAAAGAAUCUAGAACAUGACUUAUUAAAUAUUGAAGAAAUUAAACUGAGAUUACAACAAUUAUCUACUAAUAAACAAAAUGAUUCGAAUAACCAAGCAGGUAAUGACUCAAAAAAAGACGACUCGAAAAAACCCGUUUGUUUCUUCAACGACGAAGAAGAUGAAGAAGAAGAAGAAAAUUCAUUAAAAAAACAUGAUUCAACAAUUAACGAAACUUAUGAUGAAGUACUCAAUAAACUAACAACUUAG